This is a messenger RNA of Cylas formicarius (sweet potato weevil), 7133 nucleotides long. RefSeq names its product AT-rich interactive domain-containing protein 2 (gene Bap170). The record is from RefSeq and is a predicted model, not a curated record. Gene Ontology annotation, cellular component: SWI/SNF superfamily-type complex. The coding region runs from base 611 to 5890 and encodes 1759 amino acids. NCBI's taxonomy places the organism in Eukaryota, Metazoa, Arthropoda, Insecta, Coleoptera, Brentidae. Gene Ontology annotation, molecular function: DNA binding. Gene Ontology annotation, biological process: regulation of DNA-templated transcription. The transcript has 19 exons.
CCUUGUCAAAACUUUGUGUACUUUUUUUCUUCGUGCGGGGCGAUAAAACAGCCGCGUUAAAUGGCGCUUUCGGAAAGUUCGAUUUUUGAACGCGCGCGUUAAUUUCGCCGAAAAUUUUUGCAACUCCGACGGCAAAAUGCACGGCGCGGCGCUGACGGUUAACGACUUUUAUUCGCGCCUUCCAUUAACGGGGAACCGGCAGCCAUGUUGUAAUGUAGUCCUGUCAAGCAUCAUGGGUUAACAAUCGUCCGACCCGUUAUUUCCAUUUUUUACAAAAAUUUCUUGAUAUUCGCGACCGAAUUGCUGUUCAUUUUGUUGCGGAAUAGUUUUUCAACCCAUGUAACAAUAGUGUGUGUCGUAUCGGCGGCGAUGAAUCUGCGCAAUAUUCGACUCAGUGUGCAACGUCGCGUUAGCUAGUGCAGGGAGUCAACUGCCUGCCUGGCCAACGACUGCGAGAUUCGAGAGCAUCCCCAAAUGCGGGAGGCGAACUGAAUCACACAGUCCUCUGGACAAUAUUGUUUCACGGCGUUCUGGAAACGCGGCGUCAUGUAUUUCGCGUAUUUCGUAUCGCGCGUGCUGCUCUAAAUUCGCGUUUAAUUCAGUAGUUACGAUGGCCACAAUACUCGGGAAAGACGAGGCCACGUAUUCGAGGGAACGGGACAGUUUUCUCAAAGAUCUGCGCCAGUUUCACGAAACGAGGGGGACCCCGUUUCGGAGGUGCCCUACCCUAGGCAGCAAGGAGAUCGACCUCUAUCUAUUGUAUUCCCUUGUGAUCGCCCAAGGAGGUUGGAUCAAGGUCAACUCGAAGAACAACUGGGGCGACCUCUUGCCGUGUUUCAAGUUACCUCGUAAUUGCGUGAACGCAUGCGUCGCAAUUAAACAAAUUUAUCUGAGGUAUCUCGACCGUUGGGAGAAGUUGCACCAUUUGGGUGAGGAGGCGGAUCGUGGCAGUGACGACGACGAAGAGAGUCGGCACAAGCGUUGGUCUGCUCGAUCACUGCAUUCCGUGCCCCACACGUACAAUUACGGUCAGCACAAUGUCACGGACGAAAAACGAGAGACGUAUCAUUUGGCGGCCAAUCUGUACAGGCCGUCGGACUACGACAGGCUUGCGUUGUCGCUCAUCUCGCCCUUGCCCAACGAACAAGACUUCGCGAUCAACGUGUGCACCCUGCUCUCGAACGAUGGCAAACACACCCUCAAACUCGAAAAGCACCCCAGGAUCGUCGACUAUCUGCUUGCACAUGCGGGCAUAUUCAACCACAGCUCUCUCAGGCAACUGUUCGUGUACUACUACAAGGACAUCAGGAAGAAACCGAUCCACAACUUCUGGUCGGAUGUGCUCGAAUGCGAGGAAUUUCUGGAUCUCACCAACGAAACGAAAUUUUCGAAGCUCGGUCAAGAGGAAACGAAGCCCUGUGAUACUAUAAUAAAGGACGAUUACCUGCAGUACGCUGACGUAGCGAACGGAGCUGCUGCCGCCGCCACUACCUCCGACAAGGCGACGCCGGCGUCACAGCAGCCUUCGGUGCAAUCGAACGGCGACUGCGAUAUGGUCGACGAUGACGACGCCGACGACGACGUCUCUUCCGUAACCAAAAAAUUCAAAACCGACAGCGCGGACGAUGAACUGUUCUGCGUGAGACGGACGCUGGGCACGCAGGACUACGUCGGUCAGCGGGUCCUCCAAAUCGCCACGAUACUGCGAAACCUCUGUUUCAUCGACGAGAACGUGCCGUUCCUCACCCGCAACCGCCACUUCGUCCGAUUCGCGUUACUCUGCGCGACGUCGCGCUGGAACAACUUGAAAAAUCUCGGCAUGGACAUGCUCGGCAACGUCGCGGUCGAUUUUGAGGUGCGUGGCGAUGCCGCGCAGCAGGACGCUUUAGGCACGUCUCUCCUGAAGAUUGUCGCGCGCAAUUUGCACAGCGACGACCGCGCAGCUUGCCUGUCAUCGAUCGAGGUACUGAACCGACUCAGUCAGAACGAGCGCAACGAGGACGUGUUGCUGCGCGUGCUCGAGUCGGACGUCUAUCGGAGGGUGUGCUCAUUCCUCACCAUCCACGACGUGAUGCUGCUGAUCUACACACUCGAGUGUCUCUACUCCUUGUCGUCGCUCGGCGAGCGAGCGUGCAACUUCAUCUCCAACAAUCAUGGCGUCAUCGACACGCUCGUAUCUCUCGUCACCGUCGAGGGCAAGAGUUACGGUCCGCGGGCGUGUAUCGGCAUGAAACUGGUCGAGACAGUGGCGAGCGGGGCCGCCGGCCACCACCACCACCACCAGCAACAACAGCAGCAACAGACGACGCAGCCGUCGCCGGCGAUCGCGAGCGCAACUAGCGGCACCGUCUCCGUCGCCUGUCCGUCUACGAUGAGCGCCCUGUCACCCGCCCCGCCCGGCGUCACUCCCGUCAAAGUUCCUCCCAGUACGCCGGCGCGGACCGUCGCCAUCGCGCCGCAGAGGCUGCUCGCCACACCGUCGACCACCUCGACAGCGACAGCGACAGUUCACGCAACGACAACGUCCACGCCGAUUGCGCCAGCGGCGCUAACUACAAAGUGCACGCCCCUGGUAACGACGGUGACGCCAUCGUCGGCCCCCGCGCCUACGUUACCGCCGCCGAUGACGCCGCAACAGAUGAUCCAGCAGCAGCACGCACACCAGCAGGCGAUCCACGAGAACGAGCAGUUCGCGCUGGCUUGGCUCCGCGCUACCUACGAACCCUGCGUCAGUGGGAAAGUGGAUCACCAGGAACUCUACAAGCAGUACAUCAACUCGUGCUCAAAAAUUGGCAGGCGGGGCGUCAUCUCGCCGCUGCACUUUCCUAGAUGCGUGAGGUCCGUAUUCGGCGGAACCGUCGGACCGAACCCAAUGAAACCGGCGAACCCUACCGAUCCGCAGUACUACGAGGGAAUCAAGGUGCGAGCACAACCCCUCCACAUAAAUGUCCCGUCCUCCCUGUCGACAACAGCGCAGCAAUGCACUCCCCCCGUUACGCCCAUAAAACCCGCGGCCGCUCGCCGAAAGGUGGCGCCCGUGAUUAAGCACGUGCCGCCGCCGCCGACGCCGUCGUCGUCUGUUCCCGCGACGUCCGUGACCGCCGCGACCGUCGAGACGGCGGCGGCGGCGACGGCGAUGGCGCCGCCCGAACAGCGGGACGCGGCCGCACCCCUAUCCCCCACCUCGCCGAUACUAAAGGCCCAAUUGAGUGCGCCCCCGAAACAACGGGAAGGGGGAGGCCUCAACCAGGCGCCGAAGGGCGACCAGAAAAGUCAGGCGCUGACACAUCCCCAUCUGAGCCAGGCCCUGCUGGGGGCAACUACGCCGUCGACCGGCGCGACAUCAGUGACCACUCUGACGUCGGCGGCGGUGCCGGCAUCAGUGAUGCCAUCGGGUAAGCAGCAACCGGAUGCGACGAUCAAGCAGGAACUGGGAGCGGUGCCGGGAGGCACGAGCAGUACGUCCCUGAUUAAGAGUCUGUUGGCCACAAAGGUAAACGAUGCAUGCGUGUCGGCGGGCAUGAAGACUGCCGCCACAGACUGUCAAAAUGUAGCUCAGGUGGCGGCACGUCAACAGAGGCUGCUAGCGCAGCAGGGCGGCGGCCAGCCCGACAAACAGCCCCAAGUAAAAACGGAGACGGCGAAGAUGCAGCGACUGAAUGGCGUGCGGCAAUUGUUUCCCGACCACGAGAUCGGCGACCCGUCCGUCUCUUCUACCACCCAAUUCGUCAGCACGAUAAAAGGCAAGAAGGAACCGCCGCAACCGCCACCUCCUCCCUUAGCCCCGCUAACCAAUAGCGUCAAAACGACGUCAACUGCGCCGUACGUCAGCGAGGACAGCGACAACUCGUUAUCGGCCGCCCCGCCUCUUGGCACCGUCGGUUUGGGUGGCGUGUCCUCGACCGAAGAUAACGAUAACUCGCUGACCGGUUUCGACUGUCUCCUGAACGGUAUACCGAAUGCCGCGGCCGUCGCGACGCCCGACGUCGACGACCUCGAGACCAAUCCCAAGGAGUUGUCUACCGCGACGACCGAAAUCUGCAUAGACAAACCGCUCCGGCUUGCCGACUUGCUUGAGAAGAAAUUCGAAAAGGCCCCCAUCUUGAACGGCACCUUCGGCAAAGAUCAAAAACUCGUCGACGGCCUUGACCUGGUUGAGAACCAUAUCGAAAAGGCGCUGAGUGGUGAGCAACCCGCCCCCGCCAUCGUCGAACCUUCCUCCAAACCCAACCUCAAACGGCCCGCCACCGAUCAAGGUUUGGAUCCCGACGUAAAAAAACCUCACCUGGCGUCGAACAACGUGAACGGUUCCGGACGGGACUCGCCCGAUCCAGACUCGGCAAUGUCCGGAUCGAACGGCGAGGACGGCCCCAGCACGGUGUCUACGGCCGCGGCCAAAUUGUUUGCCGAUAUCGCAGCCGAUAUUCUCGAGGACGAAGACGAAGAACAGCUGAUGCAAGAGGCGCAGACUCAGCCGCCCCCUCAGGCUUCCGCGCAGCCAGUGAUCGACGCGACCGCUCCCGCGUCCAUACAACAGAUCAUCGUCGAUAACAACCAAGUGCUGCUGUCACAGUCUCGGCAGAUAAUCGUGUCGCAGUCCCAAAUGCAGGGUACCAAUCAGAACAUCGUUUUUACCGGGGGCACCCAACUAAAGACGCAGACGGGCCAGACGGUCAUCGUGCAGAAUGCCGGCGUGCAGCAGCGUCCGUCCGUACUCAUCCAGCAGAGCAAUACCGGGCAGCUGCUGUUGUCGCAAGGCCUGCAGGGUCAGGUUCAGUUACUGACCAGUUCGCAGACGGGCCAGUAUGUGCUGCAAGCGGGCGGAUCGCAAGGUUACGUGGUGGCGCAGCCGCAAACCGCGGUCGUCCAUGGUCAGCCACAGACCGUGCUCGUAGCGCAGACGCCGCAGCAGCAGGGCACCGCCGCAAAAACGAUAAUCAUCCUGCAGCAGCAGACGGCAGGAGCCGCGGCCGCCUCCGCCGCUACGCACCAUCAGAAAGUCGUUGUCACGCCCCAGGGUCAGCAGGUGGUCGUCACACAAGUUCCUAGGCCUAUCGCGCAGUCGCCAACGGUGUCGAAUAGUAGCGGCGGCGCGUCAAGUCCCACAAAGCUCAUCAAGUCGACGGCGUCGACGAUGGUGUCGUCGGCGAUAACGACAACGACAACAACGGCGACGACGAACGGCGUGAAGGAGACGAAAGCGCCGGAAGAGGUCAGAACGAGACCGAGGGUGGCGCGCGAUUUGACCACACCAUUCGUGUGCGAGUGGGGCGAGUGUGAUAUUGAAACCAAAUUUAAGUCGGCGAACGAGGUGUAUAUGCACGCGUGCAAGCAUCACUGCCCGGAGGGCAACGAGGAGGUGCUCUGCGAGUGGGACCGAUGCGACAACAUGAGGCGGAAACGGUUCUCGCUGAUGACGCACCUGCAAGACAAACACUGCAACCCGGAGGCGAUGAAACAGAGUCUCGUGAGAAGAAAGCAGGUGGCGCAGGGCUUGAAGGUGGAGCCGCCGCCGCAGACGCCCGGCGCCCAUCCCGUUUACGCCCCGGAUGCCGCCCUGCACGCAAUCAAGCGGCACGCGUUGGAGUUUGUCAAUCCGAAAGAGUUGCAGCUAAAAUCUCCAAAGCAGGGCUCGAACGCGAAUCCAUCUUUAAAAGCCCUGCCGUCGCCCGCAGUCGACCAGGACGACAACGAGGGUCCGGUCACCAAAAGCAUCCGAUUAACGGCAUCGUUAAUCCUUCGAAAUCUGGUCAUUUAUAGUAGUAAUUGUAAGAGGUACUUAAGGUCGUACGAGUCCCACCUGGCGAACAUCGCCCUCAGCAACGUGGAGUCGUCGCGAACCGUGGCACAAAUUUUGUACGACAUAAACGAAGGCACGACACACAGGUGACCUGCUCGCCGACAGGCUAGUGGUAGGGCAUCGUCGCCCGGUGUGGGAGGGCGAGGCGGUGCGACGAGUGCGACCGGGGACUGACGCGUGUACUGAAACAAAAAACAAAACUGUGUAACUGUGUAAAUUAUUUAAAACAAAAAAAGAUGAAGAAUGUACAAAAACGUUUAGGGUAGUAGGCGUGAAAAGCCUAUUGUUAUUUUUAUAUAAUUUAAUUGUAAAAAAAAAUAAUGAUGAAACAAAAAGUAAGAGCUUCUCUGGACACCGAUGCGGAGGUUUGUUUUUUUCGUUUUUUUUGUCGCGAAUAACGCGUAAACCCUUAAUUAGGGGCGGGAAAAAAUCGAACCAUCAUAUUUACGCGCGUCCGAGAUUAAGACGGAGCGGAAGAAGCGACGAGGGUGAUCGAAAUCCAAGGAGAAGAAAAAGUAAAUGGUCACCUUUUUUUCUCGCAAAUUAUUUAAGAAACGGUUAGAAUCGAGCAAGCCAGUGUGGUACUUUAUUUAUCUUCGGUAAAGCGCUCUCGUCAGGACCCCCAAGAAUAUCAUUUUUGGGUGGCCAUACCUUUCGCCCCGCCCACCAUAUCACGAGGCGCGCGCAACUGCCCAUAUACAGGGUGCUUCAAAAUUGGUGGAUUAAACUCGCCCUAUUCAUAGGUCAAAACUAAGAAACAAAAUUUUCUUUACGGACUAUGGGUCCUGUAGUCCUGCUGUCAACGGGUUAUCAAUUUUCAAUUAACUGAAAACAAAACAAUCUGAACCCGUAGUCGACAAACCAAAUUUGGCGAGGUGAGUUGAAUGUACCAAAUUCGGAUCACACCUUCUACAACAAUGUAUUCUUGUGCAAUUUACUUUCGAAGUCGGCCUCUCGUUUUAAGUUCUUUUUCUUAUGUAAAUACUUUGCGUAAUUUUUAUCGGAUUAAACGUCGUCGGCGCGACACGCGCGCCCUCGCGAUUUUUUACGUUGUUUAUGUGAUAGACGGCACACUUUGUUUCUUUUUUUUUUUUUCAUUUUAUCAGUAUUAUAUCCCGUGGGCGUGUAAACGCUUCAAAGUUUCGUCGACGCCGACGAGGUACGGAAUCUCUAGUUGACUGAUUUUGAUCCAUACGUCGCGUCGUAUGCAUGUGACGGGCUGCACACACAACCUCUUUACAUGUGCUUAGCAUAUCCAUCUCUUUACAUAACCUUUAAACAACUUGUAAAAUGUUACGGUAACUAUGAAACAAAAUAAAGUGCAUUUAAUGUG